Cuculus canorus (common cuckoo) is the source of this 4089-nucleotide messenger RNA. RefSeq names its product WD repeat, sterile alpha motif and U-box domain containing 1 (gene WDSUB1). Lineage: Eukaryota; Metazoa; Chordata; Aves; Cuculiformes; Cuculidae. The transcript has 10 exons. Gene Ontology annotation, biological process: protein ubiquitination. Gene Ontology annotation, molecular function: ubiquitin-protein transferase activity; protein binding. The record is from RefSeq and is a predicted model, not a curated record. The coding region runs from base 1352 to 2536 and encodes 394 amino acids.
UGCGAGGGGCGGGAACGUGAGGGGCCGGAGGGGCCCGCGCUCCCCGACGGCUGCAGACACGGGCGCGGGGCCGCUGGGCGCAGGGCUGGGCGGGCACCGCGCCCCGCUCUGCCCCGCGUUGGGGGCGGGUGUGCGGGUUUCCCCGGGGCGCGGGCGGAGCCGGGGCCGCCUGAGGCUGGCGCAGCUCUCUGAGCUGGGAUCCUCGCCGGGGGCGGGGGUGGGGCAGAUAAAAACAAACGCGGGUGUGUUUUGAAAGGGAGCGUGAUGACUGCUGGAUCUGUAGGGCACGGUUCACCGAGACGUAUUGCAGCAAACUCUCGAUUAGAAUAAUUCCCAGGAACCUUUUUGAUGCUGUGCCUGUCUAAUUUUGGUGAGGUGUCCGUGAUGACUUGCAAACCUUCUUUAUGGCAGUUGUCAGUGGGAAGAGAAAGAAUACUGAAUGCAUGUGGUUAUUGCUGCUGAAAGCAUUGAUACCGAGCGUAAGGUUCCUCUUGUAGGCUGUCAGUACAGCUGAAGAAUUGCUCUGGGUCCGUACAGUGCCAGUUGUUUUCUGUUAGAGCACAGGAUGACUGAGGACAUGUCUCCUAGUGACAAACCAAGGCGAGUAAAGAGUGAACAGCGUCUUGGACUGUUUGUUUCUGUAGGACUCUCCUAAUGUUCGUGUUUUGCUGUGUAGCAUUCUGAGCAGGUGACUCUUCAUUCUGUGCUCACUCUGUGUUGCCUCCGCUGCCUUCCUUUCACGUAAGUCUAAGUUUGUUAGUACAAAAUUUACCUUUUUUCAGAAAUAAAAUUCAGAACCGUGGGGCUUCACCCUGCUUACAUCCUCUAUGUACGAUUGUGGGCAAAUGUUAAAGAAUGCAGCAGAUAAAACAAACAGAGCUUCUUGGCAGCACGGGGGGAGCGCUGUGCUCACCCCUAGCUGAAAUUUUCCUCAGAUGUCAGUUGAUGUGUUCUGCCAUAGUUUUCAGUCUCUGUAACUGCAGUGCUCUGGCAGCUCUGUUCCUGCCUAUUAUCCCCACUCUGUAUUUAGAUUCCCAUCUCAGUACAUGUCUCUCUCCUGCUGCUCUCUGUAUCUGUCUGGGUCCUUCCUUCUCCCUGAGUAUAAAAACUACUGUUGCUUAUUUCCUCUUUCACUCAUUACUGCUAGGAAAACGGUGAAGGGGUGCAGGGCUAGGAAGGACCGGAAUAACAGCCUUCCCAAGUUCCAAUAAUCAGCUGCAGCGCUGUCCCUGUUCCUAGGCUGGCCCUUCGACUCCCAGCGUGGCUUUCCUCUUCCUGACCCUGGCACCAAGCACGCCAGAGCUUGCCUUUUAGCCCCAGUUGCUGGAUAUUUUUGCUGAAAGUAGAUGAAAUGGCGAUAUUAAUUCACACCUUAGCAGAUCACAAUGAUGAUGUCAACUGCUGUGCCUUCUCAUCAUCGUGCCUGGCUACAUGUUCCCUGGACAAAACAGUUCGUGUUUACUCUUUGAAUGGCUUCUCUGAGCUCCCGUACUCGCCUCUAAAACGUCACACGUACGCUGUGCACUGCUGCUGCUUCUCCCCAUCAGGACAUGCUUUAGCGUCCUGCUCCACGGACGGUACCACCGUGGUCUGGGAUGCCCGGGAUGGCCGGGUGCUGGCAGUGCUGGAGCAGCCCAGCAGCAGUCCCGUCAGAGUCUGCCGGUUUUCUCCCAAAUCCACAUAUCUGGUAUCGGGGGCAGCGGAUGGGAGUGUUGCUCUCUGGAACGUGCAGUCACUGAAGCUGUACAGAUCUGGGAGUGUUAAAGAUGGUUCUUUGGUGGCCUGUGCGUUUUCUCCUAACGGAAAUUUCUUUGUCACUGGAUCAUCGUGUGGUGAUUUAACCAUUUGGGAUGAUAAAAUGAGAUGCCUGUAUAAUGAAAAAGCACAUGAUCUUGGCGUUACCUGCUGUGAUAUUUCUUCACAGCCGAUUUCUGGUGGUGAACACGGAUUCAGACACUUUCAGAUGGCUUCAUGUGGUCAAGAUAACCAGAUCAAACUCUGGCUUAUUUUCUCUGCAGAUUCCUUAGGUGUUGAAUUAAAAUACCAGUGCACUUUGAAUGGACAUUCUGCCCCAGUUCUGGCAUGUGCAUUUUCCUGGGAUGGGCAGAUGUUGGUUUCAGGGUCUGUGGACAAGCAUGCCAUAAUCUAUGAAACGAGCACCGGCAGUACCCUUCAUACUUUGUCUCAGCAUAACAGGUAUGUUACAACUUGUGUGUUUGCACCACGUAGUCCCUUACUCGCCACUGGUUCAAUGGAUAAAACUGUGAACAUAUGGCAAGUUGACUUUACGCAGCCCUGUGCAGCAAAUACUGUAGAAAAGGAAUCUGAGGUGGCUGUUGAGUACUGGUCAGAGGAUGAUGUUUCAGCCUGGCUUCGUGCACAAGACUUAGAAGACUUUGUUGGGCUUUUCAAGAGAAAUAACAUUGAUGGCAAGGAGCUGCUGAAUCUUACCAGAGAGAGCCUGACCAACGAAUUGAAAAUCGAUCUGGUAUCAUUAGGUUGUGGAAAAGGAAUUUCAGCUGUUGUGUACGCUUAACGAUUCUGACUUUCAUAAACUGUAGUUUUUCAUAUCAGUCUGCAGAAGCCGCCUGGCACUGUGCUGGUGGAGUGGAGCGGUUGCUUGGGCUUGGGUUGCUUUGGGGAUACUUAAACCUGUGGUCUUUCAUGGGGAAUGUGUGGUAAUUGGUUUUUGUGGUGCUGUAUGUGAUCAUAAAAAGAGUUUGUACCACAGUACGUACAUUGUAGAGAGAAGAGCUUGCAAGGCCCACAAAUCCCAGAUCAGAGUAUUCUUCCUUUAAAAAAACCCCAAGUAAUGCAGUUUGCCCAGUCUCAGACAGAAUACCAGCACUCGGACUCUACAGGCUGUUGGUACUCAAGAGAGCCUAGUUGUGUUUAAUUGAACUCAAAGGAGUCCGUUGAAUCUUAGUACUAACAGUGAAGCUCUUCCUGCUCACAGUAACCAGCUCCUCUUCCCCAGCCAGCCGCACCACCAGGGGUUAUAUUUUUUUUAAGGGAUUUUGGUUUCUGCCAAGAACUGGCUCCACUACCUUCACCUGCAGUAGUACAGCACUGGGUCUGAUUCGAGAACACUUGUAAUGAUAUAUUCAUAUAACACCAAAUCUAAAAAUGCUGACUGUGAACACUUAGAUCUGUGUUAGACCGGAGCUGCACAUCAGCGUGCAAGGCAGUGGUGACCAGGCUGCUGGAUGUUGCAGUCGUGUUUUGAAACUUUCUUCUGCAAUGUUGCUCUCCCCUCAGUGUGUAAUGGUGUUCAGUUUGGUCAGGCGUUGCAUGCAUUUUUCAUCAUGAAUUUCCCCUUGCACACAGCUGUUUUGGUGUGCGUGUCCCCUAAACCAAAGCUGCAUUAUUUUUGUUCCAUGGAGCGAGUGCAUGGUCCUUUCACUGUGUUCUGCUUGGGCUGCCUUUGAUGAUGGAACUAUAGAUGUAAGUCAUUUAAUAAAGCACCUUAAAUAGCAGACUCAAAGUACUCAUGUCUUGUGCUGCUUUGCAGAUAGUUGUGCCACUGUGGUAUUUGGGUUUUUCCUAGUGAGUGAGAAGCAUAAACUGAUUCUGCACAAUGUGUGUGGGAAUAAAGAUAACUGUGUCUGUCCCACACACACUCCUGUAGUGUUUAGGAUUGAGCAUUAAAUGGGACUAGGAACAAUCUGGCAGAGCUACUCAUAAAAUAUCUCUUGCUUGAUCUCCCUGCCUGUGCCACUGGUUGAAGUGCGGACCCUGGAGGAACUCCCCUUGUUACUGGUUCCUAAUUCCACUGGAUGUGGAGCCAUUGAUUCUUUGGACAUGGCUGUGGCUGGGACCCUUGUGGGUUCUUCUGCAUGCGGUGGUGGUGGGAGGUGGAACUGCGGCUCCUUGUCCAUGACUGCUCGUUAAUGCAAACCCUGACCUCUGUGCGCAUGUCUGUGCUGCCCGUUUCAUGUAUGGGCAACUUUUCAGAGUCGCUGGGCCUGCGCAGGAAAGUCCUGCAGAAAAUUGAAGACCUGAGGAUGCAAACACGCUCUGUUGCUGUCCCUGAUGAACUCCUGUGCCCUAUAACGAGGGAGCUCAUGAAGGAUCCCGUCAUCGCAGCAG